AAGUUGGAGGCGCCGUCAUCUUAUAUAUAUCGACAGAGACGGCCGACCCCAAUUCGUUGCUCCUUCCGGCGUCCGUGCCUCCGCCCUCUCCCCGAUUCCGGCGUUCUUUUAGAGAGAGAGCGAGAGAGCAGGCGACGAGCUAAGGUUUCGUUCAUGUUUAUCAAGUUGAAGUCCACUGCAUAUUGUAGCAGCUCAAAUGCCAGCAUUGAGGAUGAAGAAAAAAUUAAGAAGGGGAUUUGUAGAAUUGCACAAUUUUCAUAUUCCUGAAAAAUCAAUCAGAAGAUCAGAAAACUUAUCGUCUCAAAUUAAUACAGAGGUGGACCCCAAUGAUCAGAGUUACCAAAAUGUUGUUGGAAAGCUUUCAAAAGAAACUGCUACCAGCGCUGGAAACUCAUUAUGUGACUCUAGGAUAACAGAUUCUGAUGGAACAUCCACUAUAUUUUUGAAUAUGUCGUCAUUGCCACCUGAUCUUUUGCCCGUUGAAACAAUGGCAUCUAUUUGCUGGUCUGAAACUUCAGGUUCACCGUCAACAAUGUUACUUCCUGAACAAGAAAUGACUUUCUUGCCCAAUUUUGAGGAUGGCGGUCCUCAGCUAAAGCUAUCUAAUCAUUGUAAUGGAGUUAAAUGUGGAAACCAUGAAUUGCCUAAUCUGGUUGCUGACGAAGAUGAUGGGAACAAUGGGCUAUCUGAUUAUCAAGCUUGCAGUUUAUUGGAGCUCUAUUUAGACACUUUUCCUUCUUUCCCAGUUGAUAGUAGCAUGGGAUUUGCUGAUGUCUCUUUCCAAAAUUAUGAGCUUAUUAAUUCUGGCAGAUUAAUCGAUGUGGUAGAAAAAUAUGUGACGCUUCCAUUCCUUGAUAACGCAAUUGAAUCCAGUGGUAUACCCAAUAAUGAAUCGACCCAAGAAAUCAUGAGCUCUGAUGAUGCCUGCUUAUUUUUAGCAACUCAUCAAGAAUUUGACUUGAAUUGUUUUUCUGGUGAUUUUGGCAAAAUAGAUUGCUUCAAUCCACAGUUAGAUUUCAGAUCUUUUCAUGAUAUUUGGGCUGUUCCAUCAAAUUUUCCUACUCUACUUCCGAAGGAUGAAACACAGGAAAGGAAGCCGAUAACCCUGGUACUUGAUUUAGAUGAGACUCUGGUUCAUUCUACACUAGAGGAAUGCGACGAUGCAGAUUUCACUUUUUCAGUUUUCUCUAACAUGGAGGAGCAAACUGUAUAUGUAAGACGGAGGCCUUUCCUACAGAUCUUCCUUGAGAGAGUAGCACAAAUGUUUGAAAUUGUUAUUUUCACAGCUAGCCUAAGCAUCUAUGCUACACAGUUACUCGACAUACUGGACCCUGAUCAGAAAAUAAUUUCUAGGCGCGUAUUCCGAGAAUCCUGUUUAUUCUCAGAUGGUUGUUAUACAAAGGACCUUAACAUUUUGGGAGUUGACCUAGCCAAAGUAGCUAUAAUAGACAAUACUCCACAGGUUUUCCAGUUGCAAGUUAAUAAUGGCAUACCUAUUAAAAGUUGGUUUGAUGAUCCAUCAGACUGCGCCUUGGUUCAGUUACUCCCUUUUCUGGAGACCCUGGUUGAUGCUGAGGAUGUUCGUCCAAUUAUUGCAAACAAGUUUGGUAAUGAAGUGUAGGAGAUCUUGGCUAGGGAUUUCACUAACUCCUUGAAUUUAUUAUAUCGACACACUGGCUCCAUCGACUACUUUGAAUAUAGAUUUCUGAUUUUUCCUAGUUGUUUCUUCGAUUUAUUCUAAUUUUCAGGGUUCAUGCAAACAAAAAUUGUUUCUAAUUUGUCCUCUUCACUACUUUCAGCUGUAUAGUCUUCCCUUAGAUACAUUUGUUUACUUCAGAUUUGUCAAGGAAAUAAAUGCUGGUUUUGUCUCA
Messenger RNA from Zingiber officinale, 1871 nucleotides. RefSeq lists its product as uncharacterized. Gene Ontology annotation, molecular function: phosphoprotein phosphatase activity. Lineage: Eukaryota; Viridiplantae; Streptophyta; Magnoliopsida; Zingiberales; Zingiberaceae. The transcript is spliced from 7 exons. The record is from RefSeq and is a predicted model, not a curated record. The coding region runs from base 197 to 1621 and encodes 474 amino acids.